GGCGCACCAAGGACAACUUUUUGAUCCGACCCUCGAAUCAUACCAACCGAAGAAGAUGGCUGAACUUGCUCCUGCUGCUGCCCCCGCUGCCGCUGCCGCCGUCCCGGCGAAAGCAACGAAGAAGAAGACGGUGGUGAAGGCUAAGAAGGCCGGACCCAGCGUGAGCGACCUGAUCGUCAAGGCGGUCACUGCUUCCAAAGAGCGCAGCGGAGUUUCCGUGCACUCUCUGAAGAAGGCUCUGGCCGCCGACGGCUACGACGUUGACAAGAACAACUCCCGCGUCAACACCACCAUCAAAGCACUCGUCAAGAAAGAAAUCCUGGUCCAGACCAAGGGCGCCGGUGCAUCUGGGUCUUUCAAGCUGAACAAGGAGGCCAAGGCGAAGAAGCCAGCAGCCAAAAAGGCUGCCGCCCCAAAAGCUAAGAAGCCCGCUGCAAAGAAGCCCGUUGCAAAGAAACCCGCCGCCGUAAAGAAGGCUACACCGAAGAAGAGCAAGAAACCCGCAGCCAAGAAGGCUGCUGCCGCAAAGCCCGCUGCCGCUAAGAAAGCAACUCCGAAAAAGGCGAAAAAGCCAGUCGCAGCUAAGAAGUUGGUGGUGAAGACCCCCAAGAAGGCAGCGAAGAGCCCCAAAAAGGCUGCCAAACCAGCCAAGAAGACGCCAGUGAAGAAGGUGACCAAACCCAAAACCGCUAAAAAGGCAGCCCCAAAGAAGAAGUAGAUGUUCCCGCAUGGGUUAUUUUGAACCCCAGCCCCACAAAGGCUCUUUUAAGAGCCAACCACACAACUUUAAGAGCCUUUAUUCUUGUUAAUUCUAAGCCGUUUGUUAUAUGCUCUUCAUCUAAUGCACUACCUCAUGAAUCGACCUUAUCUUCUGUUAUGUAGUGUAUCUACUUGAGAUCCAAUAUGUUACUUACUGGUAUUUACUAUACUAAAUAGCCUACAUAGUUAAUGUAUGAUAGCUGCCAACUACUUACUGUGUAACAAAACACGUAGGCCUAGUUAUCCUGCAUAAUUAAUAUUAAUAUAGUCCUUCUUAUUCGAAAAGUAAAACGCGGGAAUGGCAAAGGUCGUUUAUUUUAUGCCGCAGUCCCACGUUUUGACAAAAGGAGACUCGCUGAGUGGUAACGUGGUUCAACCAACACCUCGUCGUCAUAACAGGAGUUGACAUCUCGUGAUGGAGAUGUAUACAAUCGUACAUUUAUAUACUAUCCCUACAUAAAGGUCCGUCUCAACAUGUCAAUAUUGUGGGUAGUUCAUUAAAUUAAGUGAAGUUCGUCAUA
Messenger RNA from Gadus morhua (Atlantic cod), 1280 nucleotides. RefSeq names its product histone H1. The record is from RefSeq and is a predicted model, not a curated record. The transcript has a single exon. Lineage: Eukaryota; Metazoa; Chordata; Actinopteri; Gadiformes; Gadidae. Gene Ontology annotation, molecular function: DNA binding; structural constituent of chromatin. Gene Ontology annotation, biological process: nucleosome assembly. Bases 56 to 718 code for a protein of 220 amino acids. Gene Ontology annotation, cellular component: nucleosome.